GGGCCGCGUUUUUUCGUGGUUCCGUUACAUUUUCCCUCACCUGUUACUUCAUGUCAUUAUCUGUACGUUGUUCUGUGGUAGUUGAAGAAUUAGCUGCUGAUAAAUGUACUGUCAGUCGGCGUAUUACACUUCGUGAAUCUCAAAUAUCCGCAGUCAGAGAUGAUUUACAACGAAUUCUUAUUCGUAUAACACCUUUAGAAAACUCCGGCAGUAAACAAAUGAUCACAAAAAGUUUAGGCUAUCCUGUCGUUGAGCUAAAUCUUUACAAGAAUUUUUUAUCUCAAGGCAAGGCAACCAUAUGUUUACCAGUUCAUUCUGUAAGGAUUAUGAUUAGCAAUUGUCCACCGGAUAAACUGCGUUUCUUUCUUGGUACUCUUCGUACUAAAUUCAAUGAACAAGUGAAUAAACCAUUAAAACGACCAGGCGUGCCAGAUGCUCCACCGACAUCUAUUUCACUUUUGGAAGAAAUCAGUCCAUUACCGCCUCCUAAAAAAAUCCCACGCUCUAAUCUAAUGAAAUCAACAGAACCAUUUCCUUGUGAUAUGUCAGUGAUAAAUUUUCAAGAAGCUUCCUCAUCACCUACAACUACACCCAAGCGUAAAUCUUCACAGUCAACACCUCUUGUCUCCACUCCUGUACGCAAAGCUGAGGCAAAAAAACCGGAAAGGAAAGAUCGUUCAUUUGGUCAUAUUUUCGACCUAUGGGGAUCGGAUGAUAAUACUUCUAGCCAAACGUCGAGUCAAGAUAAACAAAUGUCUGUGAUUAAUUUUGUAAAACAAGGUCAUAAUGUCUUCUGUACUGGUGGUGCAGGGACAGGAAAAUCUUAUCUUAUUCAUCGUAUUGUAGGUUUACUCCCUCCAGAAUAUACUGCUGUAACUGCUAGUACAGGCUCCGCUGCUAAUCUUAUUGGUGGAUUGACAGUACACGCGUUUUCUGGACUAGGACCUUUACUUGAAUCUGAUUUAAAAAUGGAUAAUAAUAAUGAUAUAUCCGCUUGGAUGACAAAUCUACGUGCACGUUUAAAAUAUCGUACAGAUAUGAUAGCUCGUUGGCAAAAACUACGUUAUCUUGUUAUUGAUGAGAUAAGCAUGUUAAGCAGUAGACUGUUUACACGUUUAGAUCUUGUAGCUACUGAAUGUCGUCGGUCAAUGGGUAAAAAUGCUGAAAAAUUAGCAUUUGGUGGGAUUCAGUUAAUUGUGUUUGGUGAUUUUUUUCAAUUACCACCUGUUGUUCCUGCUUCUCGGACACAAUCUGAAAGUAAAUUCGCUUUUCAAUCACCUUCUUGGGAUAAAUGUCAUUUUAAAGUUGUUGAGCUGACACAUUCAUGGCGACAAUCUGAUGAUCCUAAAUUAGCACAUUUACUUUCUGUUAUACGUGAAGGCCAGUGUCCGAAAUGGGCGAUUAAAAUAUUACGAUCUCGUGUAAUAUCUGAAUUAGGCAAUUACAAAAAUGGUGAUAGUGAUAAUAAUAAUAAUGGUAGUAAAUGCAUUGCAACACGUUUAUAUACUCAUCGUGCAGAUGCUGAAGCUUGGAAUAAGCGUAUGUUAGAUGAAUUACCAGGUGUAUGCAAAAUUUAUCGAUCUCAAGAUACUUCUGUCGGUAAAACAAAUUCCAGUUACAUAGAUUCCAUUUGUCCAGCUCCUUCUGUAUUAAAUUUAAAAGUCGGUGCACAAGUUAUGCUGCUACGGAACUUAGAUACUGGUCGUGGUCUUGUCAAUGGAGCUCGUGGUAUAGUAGAGAAGAUAAACAGUGAUAGCGGUCUACCAGAAGUUCGAUUUUUCUCUUCCAAGUCAAAUAGUGGAUCUAAUAGCUUUCUACAUACUGUACAAAUUGAAAAAUGGACUAUUCGUGGUGUUGGUACAGAAGAAGUUGGCAGUCGACGUCAACUGCCGUUAUCUUUGGCUUGGGCAAUAUCUAUACAUAAAAGUCAAGGGAUUACAUUAGAAAAUGCUGAGCUUGCAUUGUCUAAAGUUUUUGAAUGUGGUCAAGCCUAUGUGGCACUGAGUCGUUGUCGUAAUUUAGAUGGUUUACGCCUACUCGAUUGGCGUCCAGAAGUGAUACGUGCUGAUCCAGCUGUGAUUAAAUAUUAUGAAGAGAUUAGAAAACCUAAAGAUAAUAAAUUUGAUAAUGAUAAUGAUGAAUACUUAAUGGUCAAAAAGAUUCGUUAACUCUGUUUGUAAUUUAUU
Molecule: messenger RNA, 2186 nt
Organism: Trichobilharzia szidati
Lineage: Eukaryota; Metazoa; Platyhelminthes; Trematoda; Strigeidida; Schistosomatidae
Source: the annotation of a GenBank genome assembly